Pisolithus orientalis is the source of this 327-nucleotide messenger RNA. RefSeq lists its product as uncharacterized. The transcript has a single exon. Lineage: Eukaryota; Fungi; Basidiomycota; Agaricomycetes; Boletales; Pisolithaceae. Gene Ontology annotation, molecular function: ATPase-coupled intramembrane lipid carrier activity; nucleotide binding. The record is from RefSeq and is a predicted model, not a curated record. Gene Ontology annotation, biological process: phospholipid translocation. Gene Ontology annotation, cellular component: plasma membrane. Bases 1 to 327 code for a protein of 108 amino acids.
AUGCCCUCACUGUCUGUCAUAUGGUGCUCACUGAUAAGCCUGACCCUACAACAAAGCUGCACUACUUGGAAUACAAGGUGGAGUCCCUGGAUUAGUAUGAGGAAGCAGAUGAGUGUCAUCAUUCAUGCUCCCGAUGGCAGGAUCAUUCUGUACUGCAAGGGUGCUGACACCAUCAUCUACAAGCAGCUUUUGCCUGAUGUCAAUCCAGUGUUGAAGGAGAAAACAACCAAAGAUGGGGACAUGUUUGCAAAUGGUGGUCUGAGGACAAUGCAGAAGACGGUACUGGGUCGCUCAGAGGGAUUAUUAUACUUAUCAUUACAAUUAUAA